This is a messenger RNA of Neofelis nebulosa (Clouded leopard), 2176 nucleotides long. RefSeq names its product leucine rich repeat and Ig domain containing 3 (gene LINGO3). The coding region runs from base 147 to 1925 and encodes 592 amino acids. The transcript has 2 exons. Gene Ontology annotation, cellular component: extracellular region. Gene Ontology annotation, molecular function: protein binding. Lineage: Eukaryota; Metazoa; Chordata; Mammalia; Carnivora; Felidae. The record is from RefSeq and is a predicted model, not a curated record.
GCGCACGGCGGCCCGGGAGGCGGCGGCGGCGGCGGCUCGUGUCGGCUCCGGGCGGCCCUCGCGCCGCAGCCCGCGCCGUGUCCGCGGCGGAGCCGCCCAGGUGCCCACGAGGAUGGUGGCGCGGCCCUAGGCCCAGGCUCCGCACCAUGACCUGCUGGCUGUGCGUCCUGAGCCUGCAGCUCCUGCUCCUGCCCGCGGCGCCGCCCCCGGCCGGCGGCUGCCCCGCCCGCUGCGAGUGCACGGCGCAGACGCGCGCGGUGGCCUGUCCCCGGCGCCGGCUGACCGCCGUGCCCGACGGCAUCCCGGCCGAGACGCGCCUGCUGGAGCUCAGCCGCAACCGCAUCCGCUGCCUGAACCCGGGCGACCUGGCCGCGCUGCCGCUGCUGGAGGAGCUGGACCUGAGCGAGAACGUGAUCGCGCACGUGGAGCCGGGCGCCUUCGCCAACCUGCCGCGCCUGCGCGUCCUGCGCCUCCGGGGCAACCUGCUCAAGCUCCUCCCGCCCGGCGUCUUCACGCGCCUGGACAACCUCACGCUGCUGGACCUGAGCGAGAACAAGCUGGUCAUCCUCCUGGACUACACCUUCCAGGACCUGCGCAGCCUCCGCCGGCUGGAGGUGGGCGACAACCACCUGGUGUUCAUCUCGCGCCGGGCCUUCGCGGGGCUGCUGGCGCUCGAGGAGCUGACCCUGGAGCGCUGCAACCUCACGGCGCUGUCGGGCGAGUCCCUGGGCCACCUGCGGGGCCUGGGCGCCCUGCGGCUGCGCCACCUGGCCAUCGCCGCCCUGGAGGACCAGAACUUCCGCAGGCUGCCCGGCCUGCUGCACCUGGAGAUCGACAACUGGCCGCUGCUGGAGGAGGUGGCCGCCGGCAGCCUGCAGGGCCUCAACCUGACCUCGCUGUCCGUCACGCACACCAACAUCACCGCCGUGCCGGCGGCCGCGCUCCGCCACCAGGCCCACCUCACCUGCCUCAACCUGUCCCACAACCCCAUCAGCACGGUGCCGCGCGGCUCCUUCCGCGACCUGGUCCGCCUGCGCGAGCUGCACCUGGCCGGCGCCCUGCUGGCCGUGGUGGAGCCGCAGGCCUUCCUGGGGCUGCGGCAGAUCCGCCUGCUCAACCUCUCCAACAACCUGCUGUCCACGCUGGAGGAGAGCACCUUCCACUCGGUCAACACGCUGGAGACGCUGCGCGUGGACGGGAACCCGCUGGCCUGCGACUGUCGCCUGCUCUGGAUCGUGCAGCGCCGGAAGACCCUCAACUUCGACGGGCGGCUCCCGGCCUGCGCCACCCCCGCCGAGGUGCGCGGCGACGCGCUGCGCAACCUGCCCGACUCCGUGCUCUUCGAGUACUUCGUGUGCCGCAAGCCCAAGAUCCGCGAGCGGCGGCUGCAGCGCGUCACGGCCGCCGCGGGCGACGACGUGCGCUUCCAGUGCCGCGCCGAGGGCGAGCCCGCGCCCACCGUGGCCUGGGUGACGCCGCGCCACCGCGCCGUGACCGCCGCCAGCGCCGGGCGCGCGCGCGUGCUGCCGGGGGGCACGCUGGAGAUCCGCGGCGCGCGCCCGCAGGACAGCGGCACGUACACGUGCGUGGCCAGCAACGCGGGCGGCAACGACACCUACUUCGCCACGCUGACCGUGCAGCCCGAGCCCGCCGCCAACCGGACCCCGGGCGAGGCCCGCAACGACACGCAGGCGGCCGCGCGCUUCCCGCUGGACCUCACCACCAUCCUGGUGUCCACCGCCAUGGGCUGCAUCACCUUCCUGGGCGUCGUCCUCUUCUGCUUCCUGCUGCUGUUCGUGUGGAGCCGCGGCCGCGGGCAGCAUAAGAACAACUUCUCGGUGGAGUACUCCUUCCGCAAGGUGGACGGGCCGGCCGCCGCCGCGGGCCAGGGGGGGGCGCGCAAGUUCACCAUGAAGAUGAUCUGAGAGGGUCCGGGCGCCCCCACGCGGGCCCGGCUGACGACCACCUAUGCAUUUCCCGGAGCGGGGAGGGGUGGGGGGCUCCCUCCCCGCGGCCGCCUCCUGGCGGAACUUCCCCUUUUUUUGUAGAGACCCGACCACAGGACUUUUUUCAUCAGGACGCAUUUUUGCAUUGUUUCGCAAAGCAUUUUCUAAAGGUUUCACCCCGUCUUCCUGCCCCCGCCGGGGUCCCGAGCUGGGCGGGGUGGGAGUUCGGA